CGCGGCGUGUUCAAUCAAUCCCACCGCAAUCAUUCAUCGCCAUCAUGAUUCGAGGGUCAUUCUGAUCAAUAAUGAUGGUGCAGCUAGUAUCGUGUCAAUUAUCUUUCCACGAGCCGCCAUGAACACGCUUCUUCGAACUGGCCUGAGAAAUGCCAUUCCUUGUAUACACUCCACUCCAAAUAUCGCACGAUUUCCGAGACCUAUCCUGCCAUCCUCUCGAUGCCUUACCACCAAGCUACGCAUGAAGAAGGGCCCAAAUGCAAGCCUACGAUCGCAAAAGGAGCAGCCUUCGAGUGCAACAAGCCCUUCUCAAUCACAAGAAGAAGACCAGUCGCGGCGACACAACAAACAUGAUCGCGGAUCAGAGCCCAAGUAUUGGCGCUCAUCCUACAAAAUUGCCUUCAUCUUUGCCAUUGAGGUUUUCCUCAUAACCCACUUCGUUACUGCCAACUUCUACGCUAUAACCUUCCCUUACGGCGCUUCCAUGCUGCCCACAAUGUACGUCUCCGGCGAGUGUGUUGUCAUCUCGAAACAUUACGCACUUGGUCGAGACAUACGCGUCGGCGACGUAGUGUGUGCUCUCCAUCCGAUGUUUCCGGACGGAAACGCGGUGAUAAAGCGAGUUCUGGGAAUGCCCGGGGACAUUGUCUGUGACGGGGUGUUUGAGAAUGGGGAACCAAGGAUGAUAAAGGUUCCAAGGGGGCACUGCUGGCUAGCGGGCGACAACGCCGGAUUCUCCAGGGACUCUCGAAUCUUUGGAGCAGUACCGUUGGGGCUUGUGACAGGAAAGGUAGUUUGGAGACUCUUCCCCUGGGAGAGAUUUGGAAGAAUUGAGAAUACCAUCGAGCCAGUCGACGAGUGGGAGGCCGCUCCCGUGUAGAGCUAUUUUUUUGCUGUAUGUGUAGAAUGCAUGUAUACAAAAACUAUCAUACAGACAGAAUAAGAUAACAAGCAAUGCAUCAUUACCAGACCGCCGCGCUGGCUUUGUCUGGCUGCGACAGAUGCUCUGCAUCGUCUGCUUCGGCCUUGAUACCUCCUCUGGGCCCUUCAAAAUAAAAAGACAUUGUAU
Verruconis gallopava is the source of this 1069-nucleotide messenger RNA. RefSeq lists its product as uncharacterized. Lineage: Eukaryota; Fungi; Ascomycota; Dothideomycetes; Venturiales; Sympoventuriaceae. Gene Ontology annotation, molecular function: serine-type endopeptidase activity. The record is from RefSeq and is a predicted model, not a curated record. Bases 119 to 880 code for a protein of 253 amino acids. Gene Ontology annotation, cellular component: mitochondrial inner membrane peptidase complex; membrane. The transcript has a single exon.